Messenger RNA from Asparagus officinalis (garden asparagus), 887 nucleotides. Its product is annotated as cysteine-rich repeat secretory protein 11-like. NCBI's taxonomy places the organism in Eukaryota, Viridiplantae, Streptophyta, Magnoliopsida, Asparagales, Asparagaceae. The record is from RefSeq and is a predicted model, not a curated record. Gene Ontology annotation, cellular component: plasmodesma. Gene Ontology annotation, biological process: plasmodesmata-mediated intercellular transport; transport of virus in multicellular host.
GAGAGAGGGAGAGGACCAUCAUCCUCACAGAGAGAAGAGAAAGGGGAGGGGAGGGAGGAGAGAGAGAGAGCAAAAUCAAUCAAACCCUAGAAUUAAUGGGCAUUUCGAAAACCUCAACGCUAUUCCUCCUCCUCUUCUCUCUCCUCCUCAACCCAAUCUCAUCCGCCGACCUCUUCGCCCUCAUCUACAAGGGCUGCGUUGCUCAGUCAGCGAGCUCCAAGUUCUUCAAGACAUCGUCUUCUUCAACUGGGCAGCAGAUUUCUGGGCUGUUUCAGUGCAGGGGAGAUCUCAGCAGCAGCGACUGCGCUGCCUGCGUUCAGCACCUCUUGCCCAUGUGGUCGUCUUUGUGUGGUAGUUCCGUUGCCGCUAGGGUUCAGCUCACUGGCUGCUACGCUCUGUAUCAGGUCUCCGGAUUCCCUCAGGUCUCAGGCACUCAAAUGCUAUUCAAAACUUGUGGUUCACGCAGUGCCGGCAGUGGAUUCGAACAGAAGAGAGAUACAGCGUUUGCCAGCCUCCAGAGCGGAAUGACGACCGCAAACGGAUUCUAUGCAACGAGCUACCAGUCGGUGUACACAAUGGCACAAUGCGAAGGGGACUUGUCAUCAUCGGAUUGUGGUGAGUGCGUGUCUCAGGCUGUGCAGAAGUCGGAGGUGGAGUGCGGGGGAGUGAGCUCCGGCCAAGUCUACCUUGACAAGUGCUACAUUAGCUAUAACUAUUAUCCCGAUGGAGUUCCUCAUGGUGGUAUUGGUGGCGGAGAUGGAGGAAUAGGAGGAGCACAAACAGGGAAAACAGUAGCAAUUGUUGUCGGAGGAGCAGCAGGGGUAGGAUUUCUGGUCAUCUGCCUUCUAUUUGCUAGGAAUCUCAUGAAGAAGAAAGAUGGUGAGUGA